Molecule: messenger RNA, 817 nt
Organism: Contarinia nasturtii (swede midge)
Lineage: Eukaryota; Metazoa; Arthropoda; Insecta; Diptera; Cecidomyiidae
Exons: 3
Coding region: 32-817 (261 amino acids)
Source: RefSeq, a predicted model, not a curated record
UUGUGCACCAUUGAAUUUUGUGUUUUGAAAAAUGCAUUUUCAUACCAUUUCCAUUACUGUAAUAUUUUGUGCUGUUGGUUGCGUUUUGGUUACAUACUAUCACCCAAAUGUCACAAUUAAUAACUCCGAAGAUGAAGUAGAUGAAGAAGACCUUCCGAAAUUCUGUUUCGAAAUCUAUACAGCAAAACUGAAUGCUGAUAUCAAACUUUUGGCCAUGUCUACGCUUGAUGUUCACGCUUGGAAUGCAAUCAGCAUCUACGUACGAAAUUCGCAUAGACGAUUCAUCUCUUUCGGAAGAAUUCAUGAACAUUUGAAUCGCUGUGAAAGUUCAUUUGGUGGCAAGGUGAAGAUAUCUUUACAAGCAUUAAACAAAUAUCGAAAUGAUUGUUCUCGUCAACUUCCCCUAAUGCUUGGUGCAAGAAAUUUGUGCGAAGAUCUGUGUGUUGUGCAAGCGGCUCGAGGGGCUGUUUUAUCUGAUUUAUUUGAUCCAGAUAAAUAUGGACAGAUUUUCAACAUGACUUCAGUGGAAGUUUUGAAUAUUAUUGAAGAUUCAAUUCUUACGAAUAUUAUAUCUAAGAUGUGUGAAAAGAUGUUCGAUGCUCAGAUAAAGUGUUUAUUCGAACGUGAACGAAGAAUGCUUGAGCAAAAUGAAAAUGAAUUAGUAAAAUUUCUUCUACGGACUAUGGUCGAUAUCAAAGAAUAUCUAAAACAUAAAUCACACCUAGAAAGUAUAGAACUACCAUACGGCUAUAUUGAAAGACCACUCUAUACAUAUCAGUCUGGAUUUGAUGGAAUUCUUAUACCGAUUAAUAAUUGA